Messenger RNA from Ogataea philodendri, 744 nucleotides. RefSeq lists its product as uncharacterized. The record is from RefSeq and is a predicted model, not a curated record. The coding region runs from base 1 to 744 and encodes 247 amino acids. Lineage: Eukaryota; Fungi; Ascomycota; Pichiomycetes; Pichiales; Pichiaceae. The transcript has a single exon.
AUGGGAGUUGGUAGCCCCAGCUCGCUGGCUUUGAACUUGAACGUCAUUGUGGACGAGUUUGGAGUCACCGACAUUGGCGCAGUCUUCCGCACGGGCGUCUUCAUUGGCGUCAUAAACACGCCCUUUGGAGGCAGAUCUUCCUCCUUUGGCGAAAUAGCAGGCGACGACUCCACGGACGUGGCCGAGUCGUCCUCGACGCUUGUAUUUGCAGCAGAAAGUAGCUGCUGGUCCAGGUCGUGCCGCUUUGGGAUGUCCAGCACCACCUCCUUGAUGUUCUGGUUGUUCUUGCGCAACGACUGUCUUUUGUUUUGGAACCAGAUCUGCACCGCCUUCUCGGUCAUGUCCACCUUGGCUGCUAUUUCGAGCCGUCUCAUCUUAUUAGGGGUGUUGCCCUUUUCGAACUCGGACUGCAGAAUUGCGAGUUCUGCGGGCGAGGUUCUUCUUCUCUUGCGUCUGGCCAGCCGGGCGUUGUCAAUGUCUGGCUCCGAGGACAGGAACGUGGACACCGAGUGCGAGAUGAAUGCAAACGACUUGCCCUCGCUUGGCGGCGAGGUGAACAUGGCCUUGCCCGACUUGUGUGGGGUGACGGCAAACUUGUGGUUUUGUUGCUGUUGUGGAGGUUGGUGGGGGUUUAUUGUGGAUGUUGUUGGUGUUUGCGAAAACAUUGGUGGGGGUGGUAGCACACGGUUCCCCACCGGAGUCACGGGCGAGGCGUACAACGGGAACGAGUUGGACCGCUUGUAG